AGUGCGGCGCGUCGGGGCCUGGUCGUGGAGUGGGGCCUGCUUCGGGCGAGAUUCCACUAUGUCGAUCGAAAUCGAGUCCUCGGAUGUGAUCCGCCUCAUCAUGCAGUACCUGAAGGAGAAUAGUUUACAUCGGGCAUUAGCCACCUUGCAGGAGGAGACAACAGUCUCUCUCAACACCGUGGACAGUAUCGAGAGUUUUGUGGCUGACAUUAAUAGUGGUCAUUGGGAUACCGUCUUACAAGCUAUCCAGUCUCUGAAACUGCCAGACAAAACCCUCAUUGACCUUUAUGAGCAGGUGGUUCUGGAAUUGAUAGAACUCCGUGAGUUGGGUGCUGCCAGGUCACUCUUGAGACAGACUGACCCCAUGAUCAUGCUAAAACAGACACAACCGGAGCGCUACAUUCACCUGGAGAACCUCUUGGCCAGGUCUUACUUUGAUCCUCGUGAGGCAUACCCAGAUGGAAGCAGCAAAGAGAAGAGACGAGCAGCAAUUGCCCAGGCCUUAGCUGGGGAAGUCAGUGUGGUACCUCCAUCUCGUCUCAUGGCUUUGCUGGGACAGGCACUGAAGUGGCAGCAGCACCAAGGAUUGCUUCCUCCUGGCAUGACCAUUGAUUUGUUCCGAGGCAAAGCAGCUGUCAAAGAUGUGGAAGAAGAAAAGUUUCCUACACAGCUGAGCAGGCAUAUUAAGUUUGGUCAGAAAUCACAUGUGGAGUGUGCUCGAUUUUCUCCAGAUGGUCAGUAUCUAGUCACGGGGUCUGUUGAUGGAUUCAUUGAAGUAUGGAACUUUACAACAGGAAAAAUUAGGAAGGAUCUUAAGUACCAGGCCCAGGAUAACUUUAUGAUGAUGGAUGAUGCAGUUCUCUGCAUGUGUUUCAGCAGAGACACAGAAAUGUUGGCAACUGGGGCUCAAGAUGGAAAAAUCAAGGUAUGGAAGAUUCAGAGUGGACAGUGUUUAAGAAGGUUUGAAAGAGCACACAGUAAAGGUGUCACCUGCUUGAGUUUUUCUAAGGAUAGCAGUCAGAUUCUUAGUGCCUCUUUUGAUCAGACAAUUAGAAUUCAUGGUUUAAAAUCUGGGAAAACCUUGAAAGAAUUCCGUGGCCAUUCCUCCUUUGUAAAUGAAGCAACAUUUACACAAGAUGGACAUUAUAUCAUCAGUGCAUCCUCUGAUGGCACAGUGAAGAUCUGGAAUAUGAAAACCACAGAAUGUUCAAAUACCUUUAAGUCCCUGGGCAGCACUGCUGGAACAGACAUCACUGUGAACAGUGUCAUCCUGCUCCCUAAAAACCCUGAGCACUUUGUGGUGUGCAACAGGUCCAACACAGUGGUCAUCAUGAACAUGCAGGGCCAGAUUGUCAGAAGCUUCAGCUCUGGUAAGAGAGAAGGCGGUGACUUUGUCUGCUGUGCACUCUCUCCUCGCGGCGAGUGGAUCUACUGUGUGGGGGAGGACUUUGUGCUUUACUGUUUCAGCACAGUCACUGGCAAACUAGAGAGAACACUGACAGUCCAUGAGAAGGAUGUGAUUGGCAUUGCUCAUCACCCCCAUCAGAACCUGAUCGCCACCUACAGUGAAGACGGCCUCCUCAAGCUGUGGAAACCUUGAUUUGACUUGUUUUUCAAGAGGCUUUAGCAUGUGCUUAAAUGAAGCACACAUCUUGCUUUUCUUUCCUUUAGGCGAGCCUUUAAAAGCAAAUUGUCUAUUAGGCAGAAGAGUAUUUUGUGAAAAUUCAUUUUUAGGUAGCAAAUACCCUUUUUUGUUUCUUGUGACUAUUUCUUUUAUACUUAUUUUUAUGUCUCUUAAUUGGGACAGCCACUUGAUGUUUGCAAUAAUAUUCUACCUAGACAGUACAGUGGUCAAUCUAAGUGUGAAAAAUUGUAUUCCUGUGAUGAUUUGAAGCGUGCCUGUUGCAGUAAAACUUGUAAAUAAGAACAAUCCCAUUCAGUAGCAAUUUUCUCUCCCAUUUUUUAAAAGAUGUUAAUAAACUUUACCUUUCUGGAG
Molecule: messenger RNA, 1996 nt
Organism: Suncus etruscus (white-toothed pygmy shrew)
Lineage: Eukaryota; Metazoa; Chordata; Mammalia; Eulipotyphla; Soricidae
Gene: SMU1
Product: SMU1 DNA replication regulator and spliceosomal factor
Exons: 12
Coding region: 59-1600 (513 amino acids)
Biological process (GO): mRNA splicing, via spliceosome
Cellular component (GO): precatalytic spliceosome
Molecular function (GO): protein binding
Source: RefSeq, a predicted model, not a curated record